Fusarium musae is the source of this 687-nucleotide messenger RNA. RefSeq lists its product as uncharacterized. Lineage: Eukaryota; Fungi; Ascomycota; Sordariomycetes; Hypocreales; Nectriaceae. The transcript has a single exon. The record is from RefSeq and is a predicted model, not a curated record. Gene Ontology annotation, molecular function: RNA nuclease activity. The coding region runs from base 1 to 687 and encodes 228 amino acids.
AUGCCCUUGCCCGACAGAAGUGUUCGGGUUGCUUACGUCUACCUGGAUGAAUCCAACUUCAAAAUCAGUGGUGAAACAGCCUACAAGGAGAGUCACCGGAUCGACCCCAAAGAACGCAUAGACUGGCAUUACGAUGUCCGCGCGCUCAAAGAUAUCAUCCGCAGAGGCACCGGGAUGGAAGUUGACGAAGAGGUAAAUCUCAAUGUUUAUGGAUCUAACCUUGAGCGAAGUCUUGUAUUGCAAGAUCUGAACCUCCAUUCUUCCUUUGUGUUCAGCUCUCGUCGGAAAAGGAAGCAACCCGAGAAACAGGUUGAUACUAUGCUGGUCAGAGACAUGGCCCUGGAUACUGUCCAUCUCCAGGAAUUCAAGGACAGUGGUGUUUUUGUUCUUGUUUCUGGAGACAACGACAUGAUUCCAUCGGUCGCAUAUGCUCUUCAGUGUGCGUACACUGUGCAUGUCUUUGCUUGGAAAGGCUCCGUGUCUGAUGAAUACACACGACUUGCGCACGAUGGCGAUAUCAAACUUACACUUCUGGACAAGUUCCUGGACACUCUCACCACGACAAACUUGAGUGUUCCUAUGGCGAAACUUCGCUUCCCUCACAAUUGUGUUGUACGUCUCAAACAUGGUGUCAAUAAAUUGGGGGACAAGCUCGCUGAGUAUUUUCAUCGCUCGCGCAAGCUCUAG